Cottoperca gobio is the source of this 1996-nucleotide messenger RNA. It is a transcript of the gene cdc123, whose product is annotated as cell division cycle 123 homolog (S. cerevisiae). Bases 206 to 1228 code for a protein of 340 amino acids. The transcript is spliced from 13 exons. Gene Ontology annotation, cellular component: cytoplasm. Lineage: Eukaryota; Metazoa; Chordata; Actinopteri; Perciformes; Bovichtidae. The record is from RefSeq and is a predicted model, not a curated record.
CAGUAAAGCUUUGCUUGUUUACCAAUGUGAUUUAAAUCCAUCCACCUGAAGCCACAACAGUGCGAACAGAGAGCAGAACUGCCUGAACAUAUCUAUAAAUAUCAAUUAAUAUAUUACAUACAUUACAUUAUAUAUACAUAUAUAAAUAUAAUACCAGGGGAAGACAUUGAAUGAUACACUCUUGUCCAUUACAGGAUAUUGCAGCAUGAAGAAGGAGCAAGUUGUCCACUGUCAGUUUUCGGUUUGGUAUCCGAUAUUCAAGAAACAUACGAUUAAAAGUGUGAUCCUCCCGCUGCCUCACAAUGUGAUAGACUAUUUACUGGACGACGGCACACUGGUAGUCUCUGGGAGUGACCACAACAGUCAGCAGACUCACACUAACAACAGCGACUCGGACGCAGAGGAAGACAUUCAGUGGUCCGAUGAUGAGACCACCACCACUGUCACUGCUCCUGAGUUCCCAGAAUUCACCUCUAAAGUGCAGGAGGCCAUAAACACCCUGGGCGGGCGCGUCUUCCCCAAACUCAACUGGAGCGCUCCACAGGAUGCUAACUGGAUUGCUCUGAACAGUUCCCUGCAGUGUCACAGCCUCAGUGAUAUAUUUCUGCUCUUCAAAAGUUCAGACUUCAUCACCCACGACCUCACACAGCCAUUCGAUGUGUGUAGUGACCGGGACUCCGCUGAUCCCGUCAUUAACUAUGAGCUGGUCCUGAGAAAGUGGAGCGAGCUGAUUCCUGGCGGAGAGUUUCGCUGCUUUGUCAAAGAAAACAAACUGAUUGCUAUCUCCCAGAGAGACUACACGCAGUAUUACCAGCACGUGUUGAAGCAGGAGGAGCAGCUCUGUCACGCCAUACAGGACUUCUUCAGCGAACACAUUCAGUACAACUUCCUGGAUGAAGACUUUGUGUUUGACGUGUACAGAGACAGCCAGGGCAGGGUGUGGCUGAUAGACGUGAACCCGUUCGGAGAGGUCACAGACUCUCUGCUGUUCAGCUGGGAGGAACUGAGGUGUGGGGGGGGGAUCUCCCUGCAGCAGGAGGGCCCGGCGUUCCGCUGCACCACCAGCGAGGUGACGGUGCAGCCCAGUCCCUGCCUGAGCUUCAGGAUCCCUCGGGACUUUGUGGACCUGUCCACCGGAGAAGAUGCCUAUAAACUCAUCGACUUCCUCAAACUGAAGAAAAACCAACAGCAGCAGGAAGAGGAAGAGGAGGCAGUCGCUCCACAGUGAUGCAGUUAAUCUGAAGCUCCCCAGAUGAUGCAUGAAGUGACUCCCCCCUCUGUCCUGUCCCGGAGCUUCCUGUUGAUUUAUCAUGUUAACGGCUCUUUGAGGAUUCUUCUUCUUGUUGUUUACCUCGACACCGCUGAGCGCCACCUUGCUGUAACGGCUCGGUGACGGGAGAGGGAGGCCUGCGGUGUGGAGCACUUCAUUUAUUUUUUAUGGGGGGGAGAGUGUUACUGCUGGGGAUGUAUUCACUACCACUAUAAAGAAUGCCUGCUUUUAUACUUUAAAAUAAGUGUGUAUAAUAGUUUAUGUAUCUUUAUUGCUGCCCAGAAAGUGUCUCUGAGUGUAGAAGGAAGUAGUCCAUACGCACACACACACACACACGCACACACACGCACACACACACACCCUUCACUGUGCGUGUGUGUGGACAGACUUUAACACCUUUAUUUAUUAAUAAUAAUAAUAAUAAUAAUAAUAAUACAUUUUAUUUCUAAGCGCACUUUUCAUUUGCGUAAACAAAACUCAAAGUUGCCCAAAGCUUGUUAUAGUGUUAAGAUUUCAGCCAUGAUUUGUAAUUAAGAUAGUUAAUUCUCCAUUAUUUCCCCUCCAUUAUUUCCCCUGCUCCAUCUCUCCCUGACAAUUUCCUCUGAGCACUUUUGACACACUCAUUGCUCCGCGUCACUCCGGGCGCUCUUUUGCAAUCCUGUUUUCCCAUCAUGCAUCGCUUUAGACUGUUGCUCCAAAUAACACCAUUAAACUUGUUGUCGUGUA